Hordeum vulgare subsp. vulgare (domesticated barley) is the source of this 828-nucleotide messenger RNA. RefSeq lists its product as uncharacterized. The record is from RefSeq and is a predicted model, not a curated record. Bases 107 to 466 code for a protein of 119 amino acids. The transcript is spliced from 2 exons. NCBI's taxonomy places the organism in Eukaryota, Viridiplantae, Streptophyta, Magnoliopsida, Poales, Poaceae.
GCAACGCAGUUUGCCGCUCUCGGCACCUCGUCUCCUCCGGGCAGCUGCAUCCUCCCCUCCCCUCCUCGCCUGCAGAUUUCUAGGCACAGGGAAACAGGGGACAGAAAUGGCUUCCAACUACGUGGACACCACCGGGGAGGAGGGAAGGUUCCACACCCACGGUCACCACAGCAACAGCACGACGCCGACCGGCGAGGCGGCGUCGCCCAAGAAUACGCGGAGGAGGUGGCCCGGGUCGGCGUCGGCGCCGUCCGGGGCAGGCCACGGGCCCGCUUCCAAGUGUGUCUGCGCGCCGGCCACCCACGCCGGGUCCUUCAAGUGCCGCUUCCACCGCACCAACUCCCAGGGCCACGGCCACGGCCAGGGAAGCCGCCCUUCUUCGCCUCCCUCACCGGCCGCGGCCAACGCGGCGCCGCGGCACCCGGCCUCGCCGUCCUCGUCCUCCGGCACCGUCGCCACCCAGUGACGCAACCCCGGCAUCGCCAAGAGAAUCAAGAACGCUCAACAACGGAGAGGGAAGGGAAGAUCAUAUACUUACAUGUCAUAAGAAAGGGAGUUUAUUUAUCGAUCCCUCGAUGUAGUGUCUGUCGAUUGGAGAAGUCCUGUUGUCUCUCUCUCCUUCCACCCGUCUUUUGUUGGGAUCUGCUUUGAAUCGAAUGGACUUUCCUCUCCGUGAAGGAAAUUCUCCUGCUUCUACGCUUGCCUGCUUCUCCUAUCCUCCGUUUGAGAUGGAGUCGUAUUGGUCAGAGACUUUUUAGUUCGUGUGGUGUCGCUUGUGAGUUGUGAUUUCAGUUAAAUCCAUGCUUCUCGCCAGAUUUAAGAUCUUAA